This is a messenger RNA of Papilio polytes (common Mormon), 2932 nucleotides long. Its product is annotated as organic cation transporter protein. Gene Ontology annotation, cellular component: membrane. The transcript has 3 exons. The coding region runs from base 127 to 1773 and encodes 548 amino acids. Gene Ontology annotation, molecular function: transmembrane transporter activity. The record is from RefSeq and is a predicted model, not a curated record. Gene Ontology annotation, biological process: transmembrane transport. NCBI's taxonomy places the organism in Eukaryota, Metazoa, Arthropoda, Insecta, Lepidoptera, Papilionidae.
CCGACCAUUCGCUCGCUCGCCGGCAUACCCGCCUGGCGUGUCACACGCGCCGACCACCCGUCACCCGUUAAUGUUUGUGAUACAACCAGGAAUAUUCAAACAGGAAUAGGAUAACCAAACUCCAAAAUGGACAAGGACCACGCUUUAGAAGAGAUGAUGGGGAAACUCGGUGAUUUCGGGCGGUACCAAUGCUUCCAGUUUAUCCUUCAUAUUCUGGCGGCGCUGACUGCCGGCAUGCACAUGCUGUCUCUUGUCACAGUAGCCGCGGUGCCUGACCAUAGAUGUGCCCUCGAGGGAAUAGACAGCAUAAAUUAUACGGAACCGUGGAAUUCAACCCUGGUGCAAAACGCAAUUCCUAUCAAUGAACACGGAAAAUUGGAAUCAUGCUAUGUAUACGGAGUCAAUAAAACUUUAAAGGAAUGCCAAUCUUGGGUUUAUGAUACAAAGUACUAUACGUCAUCCCGCGGGAUCGAGUGGGACUUUGUCUGCAGCCGGCGAUGGAUGGGGGCGACCGGACAAACUGCAUACAUGUUCGGAGUUGUCGUCGGUUCUGUUGUACUCGGUCGCUUGUGUGACAAGCUCGGUAGGAAAACUAUCUUUGUUUUGUCUGGGGUCCUCCAACUCGCAUUCGGUAUCACUGUCGCCUUCACUACGGAAUACUACACUUUUAUCGUAGUACGUUUUCUCUAUGGCAUCUUCGGUUCCGGCUCGUACAUCGCUGGCUUCGUUCUCACAAUGGAACUCGUAGGACCAACAAGGCGCACCAUAUGCGGUGUUACUUUUCAAAUCAUGUUCGCGAUUGGUAUUAUGCUUUUAGCCGCCUGGGGAUAUCUUUUGGACAAUAGAUUCUAUUUACAAAUUCUAUAUGCAUUGCACGCAGUGAUUCUACUUCCCCAUUGGCUAAUAAUGGACGAAUCUCCCAGGUGGCUUUGGGCACAGGGUCGCGCACGCGAAUCAGUUGCCAUUAUAGAAAAAGCUCUCAAAGUGAACAAAUCUAAUGAAACAGUAGAUACACCUUCGCUGGUGUCUCAAUGCAAAGUGACGUGCGCAAAAUACACAGACGAGCAUUCGGCUGGAACGAUUGACCUUUUCAAGACACCGAAUAUGCUUAUGAAGACGUUGAUUAUCUCCGGCUGCUGGUUUGCUAAUGCGGUUGUUUAUUAUGGUUUAUCUUUGAAUACAGGGAAACUUAACGGUAAUCCUUAUUUUAUUAUGUUCUUAAUGGGUGUUGUGGAGCUACCGAGUUACGUCAUUAUAAUGUAUUAUUUGGACCGAGUUGGGCACCGAGCGCUGAUAAGCGCGAUGUUGUUGUUAGGUGGAAUAUCAUGUAUAGUUGUCGUUGCCUUACCGCAUGGUUCUACGUCAGCGACAGGAGUCGUGAUGGUCGGUAAACUCUUCAUUUCUGGCUCUUACUCUAUCAUUUACAAAUAUUCAGCUGAACUAUUCCCGACGGUAGUCCGAAGCUCUGGUGUCGGUCUCGGUAGUAUGUGCGCCAGUGUGUCAGGUGCUUUAACACCUCUGAUUAGUUUGCUCGAUACCUUAAAUCCCAAAAUCCCAACUGUUAUUUUUGGUUUUCUGGCUUUACUUUCCGGCUUUUCUACAUUCUUUUUACCAGAAACUAUUGGCAGGAAUCUUCCACAGUCAAUUGAAGAUGGGGAAAAGUUUGGCGUUGGUGAUACAUGUUUUACGAAUUGCAGUGGUAAAACAAUGAGUACUUCUUCAUUGGAUUUACCUGAAACUAUGGUCCCGUUGGAUGCUGAAAAGAAGCAAUAAGAUGGUUUUGAAAUAAGCAGCAACGUUUUAUUGGUAAUUUAUUGCAAGAAAAACGAAUUUAUUUGAACAUCAUAAUCAGGGUAAAUUAUUACAAUAGUAAAAGUUGCCUCUCUAAAAUUGUACAGUGUUAUUUUUUAUGUAGGAUUAACUUUUUAACUUAAUAUUCUUGUAUGUUAUGAUACUGGUUAUCAAAUAUGUUAUAAAGAAUACAACCAGGGUAAAUUAUUCAAUUUAAAAAUGAUUGUUUUAGAUUUAUUGAAACGUAAUUAUUGUAUUUGAAUGCCAAAAAGACAUGACGCUCAUACUUUCACGAUAUUUAAAAAUAAGUAAUAUUUCCUAAUAUUCUCUAUAGCGACGAACUGAGUUUAAAUUUUAUUGUUUAUAUUGCUAGUAAUUUGUACUCAAUCUUGCCUACUGUUUCUAUCUAUCUAAUAUAAACUUACCAUAAUUCUCGUGAAAAAGAAGUAAACGUGUACAGUCAGCUGCAUUAAUAUGAACACAAUUAAAAAAGUUAGAAACUUGUUUUGUCACUUAGUUUGAAAAACAUUUAUGUAUAAAGUGAUCGGUACCAUGUAGACGAAUACAUGCAUUCGGAUUUAUUAAAAAAUAUAGGCGUAUAAAAGUUUCUGAAGCUUUGCAAUUGUGUAGAUAUUUAUAAAGCUGACUGUACAAGUGAUUCACCAGUGGAAAAACGGUUAUAGAUUUAAUAAUAAUUUUAUAUUGACUGUGUGUAUUGAAGUCACUAAUGUUAUACGUAUAGCUUAAAAUAAGAUUAAAAUGUUCAGCUUUUUUUUAUUUUAUUGAGCUGGUUUAAAUGUUAUAAUAGUAGUUAAGUUAUCUAGUCAGGUUUUACGUAAAAAUCGAAUUAGACUGGAUAAUCCUAGUUCUAUAAGUAAUUAUUUGAAAUCAUUGGCAUCAACAUAAAUAAGAACUUUACUGACAUACUAAACAGAUUGGAAGGUUAAUAAAAAGAAAAUAUGCAACAGUUCCUGGUGCAAGUUUAUAGGAAUGUUUAUAAAAAUGUCAUUAUUCAUUCCCUCACUUUUCAAGCCGAAUUUAAUGUAUCUUGUAAUGUUUAGUAAAAAGUGCUAUAAUUAUUAAGUAAAUUAUAGAAGAUCCUUUAAUAUAAAAUAAGUUGUAAUUGUUUUGUUAAUGAAGU